UCUAAUAGUCUAAAACAUUUCAUUUUACCAUCGGAUAAAAACAAGCUGUCCAAAAAAAUUAAAGCCAAAUGCAAGCACUGCUCUAGUGAGAUUAGUGGCAGCAUAAAUGUGACAUCAAACUUUCUUACACACAUGCGGAGAAAACGUCGUGAUAUCCUGCUAGAUGUUGUUGGAAAUAAAGCAAAACAGGAAAUAGCUGCCUCAGACCAAACACCUGUGACUGAAUACCUAAAAGGAAAAACUAAAUAUUCUGCAUCAGAUCCACGUCAGACCUUGAUAACCAAUGCGCUGGUAUCUUAUAUUGCUGGUGACCUUGUUCCUUUGUCAGUUGUGGACAGUCAGUACUUUAAGAAUCUCAUGGAGAAGGCAGAUCCAAAAUAUCAGGUUCCAAUUCGUAAGCAUUUGACAAGUAAACUUAUUCAUGGAAAAUGUGCAGAAUUAAAAAAUGAUAUCAAGUUUCAGUUGAAAUCUGCGCAGAGUGUAUGCUUGACGCUAGACCUAUGGACAAAUAGACAAAUGAGAGCUUUUCUGGGAGUUACUGGACAUUUCAUACAGGAAUGGCAGUUAAAAUCUGUAAUGCUGGCUUGUUCUAGGUUUUAAGGCAGACACACAGGUGAAAAGAUACGUCAAGAGUACGAAGAAACCAUCGCAUGCUUUGAAAUUGGGCACAAAGUAUCAAAUAUUGUAACAGACAAUGCAGCUAAUAUGUUCAAAGCAUUUAACUGUCCACUUCCAGGCUUUGAUGAAUCACAAACAUCUGAUGAGGAUGAUAAUUUAAAAGCAGUUGAGAGUCUAUGUGAUGAAACUGAAAGCUGUGAAACUGAAACAGAUACUUUUGAUAACUUUCCAAAGCAUUGCAGCUGUUUUGCUCAUUCCUUACAACUUGUUGUAAAAGAUGGUCUUGCCCAGUGUGGAAAUCAUUUGAAGCAGCUUAUUUCAAAGGCUUCUACAAUUGUCAGCUAUGUUAGAAAAUCUGUUUUGGCACCAGAGUAUCUUGAAGAUGAGAAACGCUUACAAGCUGCUAAUUGUACAAGGUGGAACUCACAGUUAUAUAUGAUUCAGUCAGUUUUGGCAGUGCCGGAGGAUAAACUUAGCUCACUUGAUUGUCCACAGAAACUGUCUUCCUAUGAAAGAAAACUUCUGGGUGAAGUUUGUCAAAUUCUCUAGCCAUUUGAAGAGGCUACGUUAGAAGUUCAUCGAGAAAGAAGUGUUAGUGCCAGUUUGGCUGUACCACUAUGUAUUUCACUAAAAGCUCAGAUGAAAGCAAUGGCUAGUACUUACAAUACAAACAUGGUUACUACACUUAAGGCUUCACUUGACAAACGCCUGUCUAAGUAUGAAGAAAAUGAAGAUUAUUGCAUGGCUUCAAUUUUGGAUCCACGGUUUAAGUUAGCAUGGUGUGAGUCUGACUAUGACAGAGAUCAACACAUUGCACUGUUGAAAAUAAGGUGCAGCACAGUGGUUUUACCAAGCACUGAACACAAGUCACCACCUGAAAAAGUUCCAAAACCAGUGGGUAUUUUAGCUUUUUGCCUAGAACACAUAGAAAGGAGAGACAUAUAUCUGGGAGUAUAAGUGAGACUGACAUGUAUCUGGCAGAAGAUUAACUGGACACUGCUUCAGAUCCUCUUCAUUACUGGGAACCAAAUUCUGAAAAAUACUCUGCUUUGUCAAAGUUAGCACAGACUUAUCUGACCCUUCCUGCCUCUUCUGCUCCAGUGGAAAGACUAUUUUCUAUUGGUGGAAACAAUAUUCGUGCAGAGAGAUGCUCUCUGAAUGAUGAAAACUUUGAAGCCCUGAUGUUUCUUAAGUGCUAUAAGGCGAUAGAAUGACUGUUGUUGAGAUGAAGUAUCCCUAGAGAGUGACAUUUCUGUCAGAUG
Molecule: messenger RNA, 1880 nt
Organism: Mercenaria mercenaria
Lineage: Eukaryota; Metazoa; Mollusca; Bivalvia; Venerida; Veneridae
Product: E3 SUMO-protein ligase ZBED1-like
Exons: 2
Coding region: 133-600 (155 amino acids)
Source: RefSeq, a predicted model, not a curated record